AGCGGUCGCGCUGGACAAGGUGCGCGUUGUGGAGAAACUAAUCGACCCGGUUUCGAGCUGCGACCACGAAUGACGCCCACGGUGAACCUAAAAUCUGAGGAGACAUCUCGCUGCCAGUGGAGGGUCAUUUUCACUUUAGUUUUGAGUGUAAUGGAAGAUGUUUUCUCAGUUUUAUGCAAUCACUUGCUCUAUCUCCUCUCAAACACGCGAUGCGCGCAGAUUACGCGCUAUUUGAGACUUCAAGAGCGGAUUUGAGGAAACUGACGCGUUUACUGAGGUUCUGGCGAAAAAACGUCUUGGUUUAAGAUUGAGCCAGAUGCUGCUGAAAACUGUGAAUCUGGAGGACAUCUCGCUGAAAACAUCAUCAUCUCUUUUGUAUUAAUAUUGACAAAGUGAUCCAUGUUUGUUCUCAGCCUGGAUAUGCAGACGCAUCAGAACCAGACCCGAAGUGUGUCGGCCUGGUCUGGAGUAAACAGGGUCGUUCUGAAGUGAUCUACUGAGCCAUGCUUUGUAGCCCCCUACAUUCCCAAGAUGGCAAAAUGUGAACUCAUUGAAUUACAGGACUUGACUCCUGACGACCGCAUCGAGUUAGCGCCCCCUAGCGGCCCUCCGCCCACUCUGGAAAGGUGGAGCAAAGAGAAGGUGGUGCGGAUGGUGGGGGAGCGCGUGCGUCUGGAGGACCCCGACUGGCUGACAUGUAAACCCGGACGGGGUCACGACUUCCAGCCCUGCAGCCAGACGCAGCUCAGCUGGUGCGACCUCUGCGGGGAGUUUAUAUGGGGCCUGUACAGACAGAGCCUCCGCUGCACACACUGUAAUUACACUUGUCACUACCGCUGUCAACCCUUCAUUCAACUGGACUGCAGCUCCCACUGCGACACUGUCAGCGAACAAUUGAACUACUGCGAGGACACGAUUGAGACGGACACAGAUGUGGAUGAGCCGGUCGACUGCAGGAAACCGGAGCUGUCUGUCACUGAAAUACAGCAGAAAGUGAAAGAAUACAAUGCUCAGGUCAACAGUAACCUCUUCAUGGUUCUGAACCGUGAUGGAUCUUACACUGGCUUCAUAAAGGUCCAGUUUAAGCUGGCCCGGCCCGUGUCUCUCCCUCCUUCACGGAGCACGUCCUCCUCCUCGGGAUGGGAUGGCAGUUGUCGAGAAGACAAAGCACUGAAGCAUCGCACCUCAUUCUACCUGCCCAGAGACACGGUCAAACACCUGCACAUCAGCUCCAACACACGGGCCAGAGAGGUCAUUGAAGCACUGCUGAAGAAGUUCACCGUGGUGGACAAUCCGGCCAAGUUCUCGCUGUUCGAACGCAGUGAACGGCAGAAUCAAGUGUACUUAAGGAAGAUGGCGGAUGACGAACGUCCACUUUUCCUGCGUCUGUGUGCUGGACCCAAUGAGAAAGUCCUCAGUUUAGUACUUAAAGAGAAUGAAACGGGGGAAGUCAAUUGGGAUGCAUUCAGUUUUCCCGAACUUCAGAACUUCCUGCGCAUUCUGCAGCGGGAAGAGGAGGAUUAUGUCCGGCAGAUCGUGCGGCGAUACGCCUUGGCACGAGACAAGAUGAAAGAAGCUAUGAAGAACUUCAGUACGCCUGGCUGAAACAAGCUGCUUUUUAUACCUCACAAACAAAAGAUAAGGAGAAGGAAACGUACUAAGGACGCUUGUACGCAGCUUAUUACUGUUUGAAUCCAAAGAGUGUGUGGAAGAACCCUUUGUCCUACUGUGGUAGAGUACAUGAGAGGGUUGUAAAUGAAAGGGAAAUGCAGUGAGAGAGAGAGGAAUAGCGUGUGUUAAAGAGUGACUGAUGAGCGUGAGAGGAGUGUGACGUUAUACUGGAAGAAAUGCUGCGGUCGUAGCUGUAGAUCCAGUUGUGGAGCGAUGUCUUUCCAGUGUGACCGACAGAUUAUUUGCCUGUGGUGAAUGCAUAUAUCAGUGCAGAUUAAAGAGUACUUGGAGCACCAUUUCAACUUUUAAUAGGAAUAAAAGGAUUAUUUUAAUGUCUAUAUUGAUAUACCACCAUGUAGCGAUGCAAUACUUGUCAGAUAUUGAAGGACCCAUGUAUAUAUUGGAUAUUUGUUCUAAAUUUCUUUGAAUAAAAGUAAAAUAUUUUCCCCCUUUAAAA
Molecule: messenger RNA, 2128 nt
Organism: Ctenopharyngodon idella (grass carp)
Lineage: Eukaryota; Metazoa; Chordata; Actinopteri; Cypriniformes; Xenocyprididae
Gene: rassf1
Product: Ras association domain family member 1
Exons: 7
Coding region: 532-1605 (357 amino acids)
Biological process (GO): Ras protein signal transduction
Cellular component (GO): nucleus; microtubule cytoskeleton
Source: RefSeq, a predicted model, not a curated record